CGUAAACAAUGCGCAACUUCCUUUUGAAGAAGCUGUUUCGCAUCCGAAGCUGCGGGAAGGUCGUUUGUUGUUGUGCAGCGUGCGGAGCGACGCAGAGGUUAGCCCCGUCUGAGCGAGCCGCUCGAAUGCACCACUAAUUACUGAUCUCGCUAAUUGACAUCUGGACUCUCGGGAAAUUUCAUUUGAGAGAUGGCGGGCCAGUUGGCCUAGAUACCGUAGUGAAUCCAAAAGAGGAGAAAGUUUGCGAGCAAAUUCAGCAUUGCAUUCGACGUGGAAGAAGUGUCAGUGCUAGCAGCAUCUGCGUUCGGAUUUCGAUCGAGCGAUUCAGUCUACUCCCUGCGGUUUAGUGAAAUUUGUUUAAACAUCGCAGCUGCUCGUGAAAUAUUCAAUUAUUCGUUAUAAUGGGCAUUUUCGACUUUGACGAUGAAGGCGUGAAGAAUGCACCAAUCGUAAAAGAUGCACGCCUUAAUUCACAUCAUCACGAUUCGGAGUAUGAUACAGCCAGUGACGAUGGCGGUGAUGAUGAUGACUACGACGACGAAGAUGAUGAAAGCUUAGGAGCCGAUGGUGAAGAGGAUGAAAGUGAAAAUGGAAGUGUGGGAUUCGAUUUAGAAAGACAACGAGGGGAUGGGCAAGAACAGGAAUACUCGAAAAAAGUUGAUGAAGAUCGGAGUAAUCCUCAGUAUAUCCCGAAAAAAGGGAACUUUUACGAACAUGACGAUCGAACUUUGGACGAGCCCGAAGGCACCGAGGGGAAAGCAGAGGAUGGUGAUGAUGAACAAACAAAAUCAUCAACACCAAAUAAUUCGCAAGCAUCGAAGACAAUGAAAAAAUGGCAACCGGCAUCAGCUGUGGAUCGUUGGUCUCAUGACCGUUAUGAUGAAAGUGAACAAGCACCGAAAUCCAGACAGGAGUUGGUGUCAGCGUAUGGUUAUGACAUUCGAAGCGAAGAUGGUCCACCACGUCCAAGGAGACGAAGACGUUACGGACGUGGUCCUAAUAAAUACAAUCGCAACUGGGAAGAUGAAAGUGCUUAUAUCAAAUCUAACAAUAAUUCACAACGUAAACCACGCCCAGAAGAUUUUCCUGCAUUGGGGGAUCGAGAUAAACGACCAACCCGUAAGUCACGAAGCUUCCGCGAAGAAAAGGAGAAUCGCUAUGAUCGCGACAGUGAACGAACAUCAACUACAUUCAAUCGAGGUACAAAUAUAUCCCAACGAGAUGGGCGUAUAGAAAAGCGUAAUAGUGGUAAAAGCUUUAGAUCGGGUCGUCAAAGUCUUGAAUUUAGGAAUCAAAAUAAGAAUCGGAUAGGAAGUGAAACACAGAUGGAAUCAGUGUCAUCAUCGGCGGGACGCAAGGCUGAUGAGGACGAUAUAAGCAAAAUAGAGUGUGUAGUCCAGAUGGACACGAAUCCACAUUAUUCAAAUAACGUUCAAGUAGAGAGACAACUAGUGCCUGGAGUAAAAGUAGUACGCCGUGAGAAAGUUAAUAGCAGCCAAAACGAUAAUAAAAAAUUCAAUCAAGUUCAAAAUAUUAGCCCCGAUAAGGUGGACAAAACUCCCCCGGCGGCUACAACAAUUAAUUCGAAUAUGGGAAUCAGCGCUGGUCGCCAACAAGUUACUACUCCCACUUUGGCAUCGCGAUUGCAGGUACAGAAUCGCAACGAUCCAAGUCAUGUGGGCAGUAUUCAAAUGCAUUCCAUAAUGUCGCAAACUCAGCCAGAAAUGGGGGCGCCCCAACAACAGCAACCGCAGACUUCCGAAGCCAGUCGAACAAAACGAUAUUCAAGCCUUCGACAACGAACGCAAAAUGAUGCAGUAGCAGCUGGACCGCAACCAACUAUUGUAGAUCAACACACGCUAGCGCAACAAAUACAAAUGCAUGAUCAUCAUCAAGCCCACCCAACUCAACAGCAUGUUCUGUUACAAGAUCAGCACUUACUUCAAGCGAAUAUUAUGCAAUUAUACCACACGCAGGAGAAUCUGCAAGCACAAAUGCAGGGCGUGACCUUGCAAGGCUUGUCAGGAGGCCACCAACAGAAACCCCAAUAUCAGAAUGUUCAACCGCAAUAUCAAGCCAGUGCUCCUACGCCAGCUUAUUAUGCUACAACUGCAGAAUACCCUCAACAGACGACGCCCGCAGUAACACCUCAAUAUACACAACAGCAGCCGGCUGCCGCGUACAUCCAACCUCAACCAGCUGCUAGCCCAAUGGCUACAUACAAUCCGCAGCCGCAAGCAAAUGGCGGCAGUCCUGCUCCAUUAAGUUAUGUGCAAACACAAGCACCGGGUGCACCUCCGUACCAAAACUUUGCCGGCUAUCAAAAUUAUAACACAGUUGGUGGAACAACAUAUUUUGUUCCACAGCAGCAGACAACAGCACGGCCAGUAGUUUUGCCACAGCGUCGACCUACAAAUGCAAUUCCAAUCCUUGCACCACCCAAUGAUAAGCAAAAGAUUCGAACAGAAAAAGAUGACGAUGCCGGCAAAAUUGCUACAUCGACUAGUAGCAACGCACCCUUGGGCAGCGCCGAAAACAUCGAUCAUAUUUUGGAUAACAUGUUUGUUCAACGACCACCACUUCAGCCUCCCACACGGAAAAGUUCGUCUCCAUCCACAGAGUCGACAGGAACGUCAACGAAUCCACCUAGUGACGAUAAAUCAAUAACAAAUCAAUCUACAGCCCAAAAAACCACAUCAGCUACUAUCGCUGAGAGCCCGUCUGGGGAUGCUUCUCGGUUAGAAGAUGGGGUUAAGAACAUGACACUAACUGACGACAACAAGCCUUCUGAUCAACAACAACAGCCACAAUCACCACCACCACAAAUAACUAAUUCAGCGUCAGGUGCCCCGGCCGCACCCCAAGAACUUACAACCGCCACAACGAGCGAAACUGGCUAGUCAUUAAUGUUAUGGACAAAUAUGCUUUUCCAUUGUCUCCAGUAAGCUUUUCAAUAUCUUUUGUUCAAUUUAAUUAUUAGAAGCUUAACUGUAAAGAAAAAGGAAUUUCUGGAAAGAAAAAAGAACACUAUUUUUAGGAUAUAUGCAAAAUGUUUUAUUUUCUUCCUAAAUGCAUUGAAUAUCAAUUCAUAUUUUCAUCGAAGUUGAAGGAAAACUGAAAGUGCGACGUAAUUGAAGCGAAGAAGUAUGAAACAGAAAGAAUGUUGAGAUUAUUUUCUAUAAUGAAUCAAAAGAUUACAUGAUUAAUUUUAUAAUGUUAUUGCGUAUGAAGUUAGUGGGAUAAAAAGAGGAACAGAAAAUUUCUUCCUAUAUUGUCCUAGCAUUGCAGAAGAUAGAAGAUUUAUUGAGCGAAUAGCAGGUAACCUAUUUUGAAAUGAGAAAGAAUAUUAGGAUUCUCGGUGCGCCUGCUCGCGACAGCUAAUUUAUUAUCAAUAGCGUUCAAAGAAAACGGUUGACAGUUGAGUCUGGUUUUGAACUGUUUUCACUUUGAGCUUACGCAAUAGUUAUCUCCAGUCUGCGCACUCGUUCGGAAGAAUUCUGUGCCUUUCAAUUACGUUUUACACUUGCGAAACUGUGCGAAUUGAAGAAUGCAAAUAUAUCUUUUACGUUUUUAAUAUAUUUCUUUACUAUUUUUGAUUUUUUUAAAAUAUCCAUUGUAUUUAAAAUAAAUGAAUUUAUUUAAUGAUUAUUGAUAUAAAAGCUGAAUCGUGUAAAAAUAAAUUUAAAAAUAGAUAAUAAUUUGUGAAACAAAUUGAAAUGAACGAAAAAAUUGAGAAAUAAAUUCUUUUAGACGAUGUA
This is a messenger RNA of Hermetia illucens (black soldier fly), 3758 nucleotides long. It is a transcript of the gene btz, whose product is annotated as protein CASC3. The coding region runs from base 402 to 2900 and encodes 832 amino acids. Lineage: Eukaryota; Metazoa; Arthropoda; Insecta; Diptera; Stratiomyidae. Gene Ontology annotation, molecular function: mRNA binding. The transcript has 5 exons. Gene Ontology annotation, biological process: mRNA processing. Gene Ontology annotation, cellular component: exon-exon junction complex. The record is from RefSeq and is a predicted model, not a curated record.